CGGCGAGUUGAGGGGUUGCAGCCAUGAACCGCUACAAUGGGCUCUGCAAGGUGUGCUCGGAGCGCAGGUACCGGCAGAUCACCAUCCCUCGAGGCAGCGAUGGGUUUGGCUUCACCAUCUGCUGUGACUCCCCGGUCCGUGUGCAGGCAGUGGACUCUGGUGGCCCAGCAGAAAAGGCUGGUCUGCAGCAGCUGGACACGGUGCUGCAGCUCAACGAGCAGCCUGUGGAGCACUGGAAAUGUGUGGAUCUGGCACACGAAAUCCGUAACUGCCCCACGGAGAUCAUCCUGCUGGUCUGGCGGCUCGUCCCGCAGGUGAAGACAGGACAGGAAGGGAUGAUCCGCAGGUCCUCUUGCAAAUCUGCCUCCGACCUGCAAUCCCCGCCGCAGAAGCGGGAGAAGAACGGCCUGGCCCGGCCCGAGCAGCGCCGGAGCUGCCACGUGCUGUGCGGGAGCGCGGGGCUGGUGCUGGGCUGGGAGCGGGACGCGGAGCUGGGCAAGCGGGGCCAGCACACCCUGCCCGCCCUGCCUCUCCUGCCCUCCUCCUCCUCCGACCACAACUACAUCCUCCUGGCACCUGUGAACCCGGGGAGCCAGCUGCUGAGGCCUGUCUAUCAAGAGGACAGCACUACUGUGGGAAAUGAGUGUAAAGGGAAAUCACACACAGGGUCUGGGAGAAAAUCCAGGCUGAUGAAGACAGUGCAGAAUAUGAAGAACUAUGGGAACUACCAGAACUGCACCAUCAUGAGGCCACACAUCCCGCACUCCAGCUACGGCACGUACGUGACGCUGGCUCCCAAGGUGCUGGUGUUCCCUGUCUUUGUGCAGCCCCUAGAUCUUUGCAACCCAGCCCGGACUCUGCUUCUGUCAGAGGAGCUGUUUCUCCACGAGAGCAGAAACAGGACUCUACAGGUGACCCUCUUUGUCUACUCUGACCUGCUGCUCUUCACCAAGGAGGACGAGCCUGGGCGCUGCAAUGUGCUGAGGAACCCUCUCUACCUGCAGAAUGUCAAGCUCCAGGAGGGGUCAGAAGAUCGGAAGUUCUGCCUCCUCUACCUGGCAGAGAAGUCGGAGUGCUUAUUAAGUUUGGAGGCUUACUCCCAGGAGCAGAAGAAGAGGAUCUGCUGGUGUCUGGCUGAGAACAUCACCAAGCAGCAACAUCCGGCGUCGGCUCCGACGGAGAACAAGAUGCUGGAGACAGACACUGAGAAGCCGGGGCAGAUGCACUCGGAGGACGGGAAGGCACCAGCGAGUGAUGCUCCUCUGGCUGCAGAGGCACCAGCUCUGGCCGAGCCCUGGGAGGCUCUGGGAGCCACCCAGGGUCCUCUCCUGCUGGAAAAGCAGCCAGUAGCCACCAUGAAGGGAGAGGAGCAGCCCAACUCCCUGCCAGCCUUUGUCAUCCCCGAGCUGCGGCUCGACAGCACCUUCAGCCAGAGCGCGGCAGGCACGGCCGGCAGCACCACGGAUGGCGAGGAGGAGGAAGAGGAGGAGGAAGAGGAAGAUGAGGAGGAUGAGGAGGAGGACAGCGAUGAGCACUACUUGGAGAGGAGCGAGGCCAAGCGCAGCAGCAUGAUCGAGACGUCAGGCUGCCAGCCCGCCCGGACGCUGAGCGUGCAGAGCUCCCUGCGGCGCCGCACGCACAGCGAGGGCAGCCUCCUGCAGGAGCCCAGGAGCCCCUGCUUCACCUCCGACACCACCCUCAACUGCUCCGACAGCCAGGGCACCAAGGGACACUGGGCCCUGCCCUCCCCCAGGACCCUCAAGAAGGAGCUUGUCAAGAACGGUGGCUCCAUCCACCAGCUCACCCUGCUGUUCUCUGGCCACAGGAAGCUGAGCGGAGCCGACGCCGAAUGCAGCUGUGACGAAGGGGACGAGACCUCCCUCAAGAAGCGGAGCAGGAGCCUGCCCACUCCUGAGGAAGCUCUCAAGUGGGGGGACUCCCUGGAGAAGCUGCUGCUGCACAAAUAUGGACUCGCUGCCUUCAGGGCCUUCCUGCGCACCGAGUUCAGCGAGGAGAACCUGGAGUUCUGGCUGGCCUGUGAGGAGUUCAAGAAGAUCAAAUCCCAGUCCAAGAUGGUCUCCAAAGCCAAGAAGAUCUUUGCUGAGUACAUUGCUAUCCAGUCCUGCAAGGAGGUCAACCUGGACUCCUACACGCGGGAACACACCAAGGAGAACCUGCAGAACAUCACCCGCAGCUGCUUCGACCUGGCGCAGAAGAGGAUCUAUGGGCUGAUGGAGAAGGACUCCUACCCCCGCUUCCUGCGCUCCGACUUGUACUUGGACAUAAUCAACCAGAAGAAGGGCAGCUCCCCGCUGUAG
This is a messenger RNA of Chaetura pelagica (chimney swift), 2318 nucleotides long. It is a transcript of the gene RGS3, whose product is annotated as regulator of G-protein signaling 3. Gene Ontology annotation, biological process: signal transduction. Gene Ontology annotation, cellular component: plasma membrane; nucleus. The transcript has 15 exons. Lineage: Eukaryota; Metazoa; Chordata; Aves; Apodiformes; Apodidae. Gene Ontology annotation, molecular function: protein binding. The record is from RefSeq and is a predicted model, not a curated record. Bases 24 to 2318 code for a protein of 764 amino acids.